AUGAAGGUUUCCGCAGUUAUGACCACUCUGAUGGCCGCCGGCCUGGUUGCUGGUGCUCCUCCCGCUCCAGUGCCUACUGAUCUCUCUUCCAUCCCGCUGCCGCCACCUCCCAGCGGCACUGAGCUGCCCCCUUCCAAGGGAGCAGAUGACGGCCAGAAGCGUGACCAACUUCCUACUGGCACCGAGCUGCCGCCACCACCACCUACCGGCACUGAACUGCCUCCCCCACCGAAGGAUGGCAAGGAUGGCAAGGACAAGCGUGAUGGGCGUCCUACUGGCACUGAGCUGCCCCCACCACCACCCACCGGUACUGAGCUGCCACCUCCAAGCUCGGAUGGUCCUCCCCCUCCCAAGCCUACCGAGGAUGGACACGAGAAGCGUGAUGAGGAGCCCAAGGGCACCGAUGUCCCUCCCCCCUCCUCCUCCUCUUCCCUCGGGCAGUGCUCUCCCUCCCAAACCCACCAACGAUGGGAACGAGAAGCGCGACGAGGAGCCGAAGGGUACUGA
Penicillium waksmanii is the source of this 507-nucleotide messenger RNA. RefSeq lists its product as uncharacterized. The transcript is spliced from 2 exons. Bases 1 to 507 code for a protein of 168 amino acids. The record is from RefSeq and is a predicted model, not a curated record. NCBI's taxonomy places the organism in Eukaryota, Fungi, Ascomycota, Eurotiomycetes, Eurotiales, Aspergillaceae.